Vicugna pacos (alpaca) is the source of this 2462-nucleotide messenger RNA. The record is from RefSeq and is a predicted model, not a curated record. Lineage: Eukaryota; Metazoa; Chordata; Mammalia; Artiodactyla; Camelidae.
UUUUGCAUGGAUCAUAAGGCCUGUGGAUUCUCUGCCCCAAAAGAUCAUCAAGUAGUCACAGCGAUAGAGUAUCAAGAGGCUAUUUUAGCCUGUAAAUACCCAAAGAAGGCCGUCUCCUCCAGACUAGAGUGGAAGAAACUGGGGCGGAGGGUCUCCUUUGUUUAUUAUCAACAGGCUCUUCAAGGUGAUUUUAAAGAUCGAGCUGAGAUGAUCGAUUUUAGCAUCCGGAUCAAAAAUGUUACAAGAAAGGAUGCUGGGAAAUACCGUUGUGAAGUCAGUGCCCCAGCUGAACAAGGUCAAAACCUGGAAGAGGAUACGGUCACUCUAGAAGUAUUAGUGGCUCCAGCAGUUCCGUCAUGUGAAGUACCCAACUCUGCGCUGAGUGGAACUGUGGUAGAGCUGCGAUGUCAAGACAAAGAAGGCAAUCCAGCUCCUGAAUACACGUGGUUUAAGGAUGGCAUCCGUUUGUUGGGGAAUCCCAAACUCGGCUCCCAAGGCACCAACAGCUCAUAUACAGUGAACACAAAAUCUGGAACUCUGCAAUUUAAUACUGUUUCAAAACUGGACAGUGGCGAAUACGCCUGCGAAGCCCGUAAUUCCGUUGGACACCGCAGGUGUCGUGGGAAACGAAUGCAAGUAGAUGAUCUCAACAUAAGUGGCAUCAUAGCAGCCGUAGUAGUUGGGGCCUUAGUGAUUUCUGUCUGUGGCCUCGGCGUGUGCUAUGCUCAGAGGAAAGGCUACUUUUCAAAAGGAACUUCCUUCCAGAAGAGCAGUUCUGCAUCUAAAGCCACGACAAUGAGCGAAAAUGAUUUCAAGCAUACAAAAUCCUUUAUAAUUUAAAAGAACCCCACCUUUGAGAUACACCAAAACCACAGCUGUUGCCCAAGUUAUUAAAAGAUUAUAAAACUCUGCUUUGUCUUACAUUUGCAAAGAGAUCCAUGAGGAGAUGAAAUGGGUAUAUCAUUAUAAUCUUUAUGACUGCUAAAUCACUUGAAAUUUUUAUUUUACACAAAUAGUUCUGUCAGCACCUAAAAUACAGUCUGGCUUCUUAUGUCUGGACGAAGUUUAAAAGAAUCAAAAUACUUUGUAAUAUUGCGGGACUUGUGAAAUGUUAAAUAUCCUAACUCCUAGAGGAAGUUACUAAAAUAUAUCAUGUUGGUUGUGAAAUUAAUCCUCAGAGCCUGAAAAUAUAAACUGCAUGCCCCCUCUGUGCAAGAUUUAGAGGGUUCGGAAAAUAUUCUGACAGAUGCAAAAGGAACCUCUGGUCUCUUAUCUACCAGGAUCCUCUUUUCUCCCCUAAUACAAUCCUGACUCCGCUGCUCCUUUAUCACUAAUAUAUCCACAGAAGGGAGAUGGCAGGACUGGGUCUUACACCCAAGGACUUGCACUCUGGGUUUACUUUCUGAGAACUGAAAGCAACAAGAAGAACAUCUAAUGACCAGAGCUCACUCACCAGUGUGUGUCAGUGAUUUCUUCAUUAAACAUUGUUUUGAGUCACACACAAACGCAAGCGUCUUAGUUCACCCCGAGAGCUGCUUGUCACUACUUCCUUCCCCUAAGGCCCCCUUGAAGAGGAACGGUGACCUUGACUUCAGAUGUCACCACUGGAGCCGACACACAGGACCCUGCAGGUACCUGUCCCUGUGUGAUGGUGACUUCACAUCUCUCUGUCUCUCAAAAUCACGCAGUGAAUUCUGUGUUGGCCUGAGUCCCUUGCUUUUUGGCUACUGGUCUGCCGAUCCUGCUUACGGCCAAGUCAGGGAUACAGAGGGGAGGAGUGGCUGUCGCACAAGAAAAAUGAGAUGAAGCAGCUCAGUGUGGCUCCCCCAACAUGGUGCCCCGCUUGAGACUUAGAAGACACAGGAGAAAUGAAGUGAAAACUGGGCCUGGUCAUCUGGCUUCUCAACUGAUACGUCACAAAGACCUCCAGCUAGUGUUACGUGAAAACUCCAAUGACCCACGUACUAGGGAGAGCAGUCAGGCUGUGUUCAGUUAGGAAUGAUCAUCUGUAACUUACGCUGAUUAUUCAAUUCAUAUUAAAAACAAAGCAUGGCUAGGGCAUUUCCAAUUCUAGGCAAAUCUGGAAGACAAGGUCCCCCACUACCUUUGACAACUUUGAACACGGUCACGCUGCUUUGAAAGGAGCCCCGCUUUUUUCCCAAUUGGCAAAGCAAAUCCCCAGGAUUCACUGGACAAACAACUGGAUUAAGUCCUCACCAGGUGCCUAACAUAUGCCAGGACAGCAGGUCACUGGGAAGUUGCCUGUUGUCAGAUUGCCUGCCCCCACCCUCCAUCCCUGCCCCACUGACCCGUGACAUUCAGUGCUUUUCAGCAGACCCCUUCCAGCAUUUUCUGUAAAGGGCCAGACGGUAGAUACUUCAAGCCAUACAGGCCUUACGGUCCCUGUUACGACUGCCUGGACUCCUUAGCUCUGUCACUGUGGUAUGAAAGCAGCCACAGAC